AUGCCUUUCGGGUCUCUCAAAACCCUUCUUCACGGGAGAAACGACUCCAUCACAGCCCAAAGGAACUCGAAGGUAGCAAAGGCAGAAGCGCGGGCGAGGAAUCGUCCGGUUUCCCAUGCCGUGGAAAGUGGAACAGAAGCUGCAGAUGAGACGACUGUUCAUCAGGCUCUGCGCAGUUUGAAACUAUCGAAAUCAAAGAGUCCUCAUAACACACACCAGAAUGCAGCCGCACAGACUCCGAACCCCAUCUCAAUAUACCACCAAGCAGCCGAUCCACGUCCUCAAUCCGCCCUAGGAAUCGGUGAGGUACCACAUGCCGCCAACUAUGAACCACCUACUGAUGAAAUCCCUAUUUAUGAUGGAAAUGGGUCGUCAACAUAUGAAAUGCAUACUAUCGUUCCUCAAUUGUUGGGGGCCGAACGACAUCACUUAGGCCACCAGCCAGGUAAUCGGGCAGCAACUCCUGCAGCAGACGGCCCUCAAUAUGUAUAUCCUCAACCUGGAGAACAAAUUCUUUUGGGAGAAACAGAAGUGCAAGUCGUCACGUUCCAGUGCCUCUCAAAAGAUUGUUAUGUUGCCCCUGCGAUGGAAGUCGAUGGUAAAUUGCAAGCGGAUUUCGACAGGAAAAUUCGAAAACAACUAUAUGGUGCUCUACGACGACUGAAGCUGAACGAUCCUCGUAUUAGCUUGGAGUGCGUUAUGGCUGGCACCAAGGAGGAUUCAGCAUCGAUGAAGCCAGCCAUACUAUUCAUGUGUUUUACAUCCCACCAGAAGAGGGCAAUUCUCCGCGCCUUCAGAAGACGGAUCUCAUUCCCUCUCCAUUUUGCUUCAGGGUUGUAA
Venustampulla echinocandica is the source of this 840-nucleotide messenger RNA. RefSeq lists its product as uncharacterized. The coding region runs from base 1 to 840 and encodes 279 amino acids. NCBI's taxonomy places the organism in Eukaryota, Fungi, Ascomycota, Leotiomycetes, Helotiales, Pleuroascaceae. The record is from RefSeq and is a predicted model, not a curated record. The transcript has 2 exons.